Messenger RNA from Ostrea edulis (European flat oyster), 1995 nucleotides. Its product is annotated as transcription factor Sox-14-like. The transcript has a single exon. Gene Ontology annotation, biological process: cell differentiation; anatomical structure morphogenesis; regulation of DNA-templated transcription. Lineage: Eukaryota; Metazoa; Mollusca; Bivalvia; Ostreida; Ostreidae. The record is from RefSeq and is a predicted model, not a curated record. Bases 280 to 1071 code for a protein of 263 amino acids. Gene Ontology annotation, molecular function: DNA-binding transcription factor activity, RNA polymerase II-specific; RNA polymerase II cis-regulatory region sequence-specific DNA binding.
UAGCGGACAAUUAGACCCAACCAAGUGCUAGAGAUCGAUGGAGCAGGAAUUAAAAGACUUGAUCUCUUUAUAUUUCUCAAAAUUAUUUAUCAUCUCGAAUAGGUCGGGUGCAUUUAUACUUUAAUCUAAGGAAGGGAGAAAGCAAAAAGUGGUGACAAUUAUACGUUUAUAACGCCUACUUUUACACACGAUCUGCGGAGGUGAUAUUUGGUAACGAAGGAUAUUUAUUGAGAAGAAUUUAGAGGAAAAGAAAUCAGUUUAGUACUAAAUUUGAAAAACAUGUCCAGCUGUGAUGACAUGAGCCCACAAGACUUAUCUUCGAGAGGGGACCCUUGUGAUUAUGGGGAUACCUCAAAACUUGGUGGCAAUGGAGGGGAGCACGUGAAAAGACCCAUGAACGCUUUCAUGGUGUGGUCACGAGGACAACGGAGAAAGAUGGCCCAGGAUAAUCCAAAAAUGCAUAACUCGGAAAUCAGUAAACGACUAGGUGCCGAGUGGAAAUUGUUAUCGGAAGAGGAUAAACGACCAUUUAUCGAUGAAGCAAAACGACUUCGUGCUCUUCAUAUGAAAGAACAUCCGGAUUACAAAUACCGUCCUAGAAGGAAGCCCAAAUCUCUGCUCAAGAAGGACAAAUAUCCUUUUCCUAUGGCAAUGCCCAUGAUACCUGGAAUCAGCCAUCUGGGUGGCUUACCCCCGGGAUUUGGUUCUAUGGCCCCUGUAUCAGAAGGUAUGUCAUUGAAUGAGAAAAUGAGAGCAUUUUUGCCUCCGACUUCUUCGCACGGUCCUUUCAGUCACAUAGAUGGAAGUGGUAAAUUAGACAAUGGCGUGAGUACCCUGACUGCACAGGACAGACUUUAUUCUCCGUAUCUAUCGGCCUUAAACGCCCACUCCUCCUCUGCCGCCGCCGCUUUAAGCGGCAUGCCCCCAGCGGCACACUCUCACCCUGGACAAUAUCUUCUACCGUAUUGCCCGCCUAGCUAUAUGCCCGCGCAGAGUGACAUUUCGCGUCCCGUGGCGUACGUAUUUGUGAAACCAGAAGAUCAUUAUGCCCGACAUCCUACCAUGAUCUGAAGAACAUUUUGAUUAUAUGUACCUGCGUAUAAUGAUACAUAUAUAUAUAUAUAUAUAUAUAUAUAUAUAUAUAUAUACAUUGUAUAUAUAUAUAUAUAUAUAUAUAUAUAUAUAUAUAUAUAUAUGUAGUACAUCAACUGGGAGAAGAAGCCUCCUGUGUGCGUGUUCUUGCUAUGUGCUAUAGGAAACUGGACCCAUUUCGCAACAUGAUCUCUAUUUGCCGUUCUAAACGGACUUGUUCGAGAAAAGUGCUAGACUUGAGAACUAAAACAAAGACAUGGUUCUCUUAGAAAUCAGUUAUGUACUGUUGGUGCUUAAUUACAUAUAUGUACAACGUUAUCACGUUUAUGUUUUUACAAAAAAACACAUGAUGUGCUCUAUAUACUUUGCAAUAUAGCUUUUUUUAUACUAGUAGGUUGUUCAAAUUUUUGUUUUUGGCAUUGAUUGUUGAUGUCAUUUUUAGAUUGUUGCAUUUACAAUAUAAAUGGGCUUUUUACGUAUAUUCAUUAUCAACGUUUCAAAUUCCAUAAAAAUGAUUGGGACGUUCUAUUUCGAAGUUAAAUCCUUUUAAAAUACUUUCAUAAUUUAUUGUAGAAUAUCAGUAUCUUUUUUAUACAAAUUAGGGGGGACGUACAGAUUUCUCAUAAAUUUGGCUUGAAAGUGAGAUGCAAGGUGAAGUAUGCUAAAUGUUGUUUAUAGGUUAAAAAAAAAAAUGAGCAUUUACAGAUAUAACAUUUUUUAGGGUGAAAAGAUAUACCUUGUUGUUGAAAUGUACCUUUAUUAUUGUGUUGUUAUAGAGAAGAUAAUUUUGUACUCAAGUUAUUUUGAUUCUUAUUUCAUUAUGUUUUCAAGCGUCUAUAUCUUAUACAUUGUGAAUAUUGUUGAUACAUAAGAAUUAUAAAAGUCAACAAUUUAUCCAUUUUA